AUGGCUGAUAGAGGAGGAUUCCACCGUGGUGGUGGCCGCGGUGGAGGAGGUUAUCGCGGCGGGCGAGGAGGAGGAGCAGGCCGUGGAGGGGCCCAAGCUCACGGAGGAAAUCAAGCGUCUACCGGCGAACGGGAAAAGCCCAAGAAGGAGAACAUCCUCGAUCUUGGGAAAUACAUGGACAAGAGGAUCACCGUAAAAUUCAACGGUGGCCGCGAGGUUACUGGAACUCUGAAAGGAUAUGACGCUUUGAUGAAUCUUGUCCUUGACGAAGUCGACGAGGUCAUGAGGGAUGAAGAUGGAAACGAGACUACUCGGCCGCUCGGGCUUGUCGUCGCUCGCGGCACUCUCCUCGUCCUCGUCAGCCCAGUAGACGGCAGCGAGCAGAUCGCCAACCCCUUCGCCCAGCCAGAUGACGACUGA
Sodiomyces alkalinus F11 is the source of this 420-nucleotide messenger RNA. Its product is annotated as U6 snRNA-associated Sm-like protein LSm7. Gene Ontology annotation, cellular component: U12-type spliceosomal complex; U6 snRNP; U2-type prespliceosome. Gene Ontology annotation, molecular function: RNA binding. NCBI's taxonomy places the organism in Eukaryota, Fungi, Ascomycota, Sordariomycetes, Glomerellales, Plectosphaerellaceae. The transcript has 3 exons. The record is from RefSeq and is a predicted model, not a curated record. Gene Ontology annotation, biological process: mRNA splicing, via spliceosome; nuclear-transcribed mRNA catabolic process. Bases 1 to 420 code for a protein of 139 amino acids.